Drosophila eugracilis is the source of this 641-nucleotide messenger RNA. It is a transcript of the gene Mkp, whose product is annotated as dual specificity protein phosphatase 19. Lineage: Eukaryota; Metazoa; Arthropoda; Insecta; Diptera; Drosophilidae. Bases 1 to 606 code for a protein of 201 amino acids. Gene Ontology annotation, molecular function: JUN kinase phosphatase activity. The transcript has a single exon. The record is from RefSeq and is a predicted model, not a curated record. Gene Ontology annotation, cellular component: cytoplasm. Gene Ontology annotation, biological process: regulation of MAP kinase activity; protein dephosphorylation.
AUGAUACUGCUGUAUGAGUUGCAAAAGCGGCUGGCCAACCUGAGACCCACCACCACUGUCGUGACUACUUCCACCGGUGCCCGCUACAUCGAACGGAGCAGAUCCUCCGGUUCGGCCUCGAGUGCGCAACAGCUAGAGUCGCGUGAAUAUGGCUUCGUCGUGGAUACCAAGCCCGACGCUGUGCCCGCCUGCAUUCUGAGCGAUUUCUUGUACCUAGGCUCGCAGGAUGCGGUGAACGCAGACAACGUUCUGAAGUACAAAUUAACGCACAUUCUAAGCAUCGGCAUACAGACGCCUGAUGUGGAAUGGCCCACGCCAGUGAAAUGUAAGUACUUGCCCUGCCUGGAUUUGCCAGAAAUCGACUUGAUGCACUAUGUCCUGCCCGUGUCCCUUGAGUUCAUCGACGAGGCGCGCCAGUCUCAUGGUUGCGUGCUCAUACACUGUAACGCAGGCGUCUCGAGAUCCGCAUCCGUGGUUAUUGGCUAUUUGAUGCAGCGACGGGACAUGUGCUACGAGGAUGCGUAUAACCUGGUCAAAUCAUGGAGACCAUGCAUUCAGCCCAAUGCAGGAUUCAUACAACAGUUAAAGAGGUCUGGUAAAACAUAGAUUUAGGUAAUAAACAGCUUGUUUGAUGUCUACUA